AAAAUAUAUAAAAAAAAUGUGUUUUAGUUGUCACCUUCUCUCCUCCCUCAAAAAUUCCGAAUUUACCUCGCGAGACCCUCCACGGCUUGCCCUAGCCAGAUGAUUCGGGUUUAAAUGAAGGAAUGAUUCUGGCUGGAAGUCUCUGUCUAACUCUGAAAACAAUAUGGUUUCUGAAACUGUUCAAGUGAGUUGUGUGACAAAUGGGGGGGAUAAGAACAAUCAAGGAUUUAAAAGAAAACAUUUGGGAUCUGAUGAGAACACCACAACUUGUUGUCAUGAUGAAAUGUCUGAUGACAAAGGGGAUAUAGGAACAUCUGGCCGAGAUACAACUACCUAUAUAAAUGAUGACACACAGCCUGAUGGUGUAUCCGUAAGCAGAAAAAGGACGAGGCUCCCAAAAGAAUUGACUUUUCAGGAUAUGUACAACAAUCAAGAUGCAUUUGAUGAUGACGAUGAGGAUGACAGUGACUGGGAGCCUGUACAAAAGCACGUAGAGAUUUUGAAGUGGUUUUGUACCAACUGCACGAUGGUCAACCUUGAUGAUGUUGUCCACUGUGAUAUAUGCGGGGAACAUAAAGAAUCUGGUAUCCUAAAACAUGGAUUUUACGCAUCUCCUUGUUCACCGGAGUUAGACCUUAUUCAGGUCGAAUCAGAAGCCAGAGAAAGAGACAAAGAUUUGCGCUUCGAGGCUUCAGCAUCAAACUGUUCUACAGCAGUUGGUUUUGAUGAGAGAAUGUUGCUACACUCAGAGGUUGAAAUGAAGUCGCAUCCGCAUCCGGAAAGACCAGAUCGUCUCCGAGCUAUUGCUGCAAGCCUCACUGCUGCUGGUAUAUUUCCUGGGAAGUGCUACCCAAUUACUGCAAGAGAAAUCACUCAGGAGGAGCUUCAAAGGGUCCAUUCCUUGGAACAUAUUGAAACUGUUGAACUUACAAGCCAAAUUCUUUCCAGUUAUUUUACUCCUGACACAUAUGCUAAUAAGCAUUCAGCACAUGCUGCUAGACUUGCAGCUGGUUUGUGUGCUGAUCUUGCUUCAGGAAUAUUUUCUGGACGUGUGAGAAAUGGUUUUGCUCUGGUUCGACCUCCUGGCCAUCAUGCUGGUGUUACACAAGCAAUGGGAUUCUGCCUCCACAACAAUGCAGCAGUUGCUGCAUUAGCUGCUCAGGCUGCAGGGGCGAAGAAGGUGCUCAUUGUUGAUUGGGAUGUUCAUCAUGGAAACGGAACCCAAGAGAUUUUUGAACAGAAUAAAUCUGUGUUGUACAUAUCCUUACAUAGACAUGAAGGAGGAAAGUUCUAUCCUGGUACUGGGGCAGCUUAUGAGGUUGGUACCAAGGGUGCAGAAGGAUAUUGUGUGAAUAUUCCAUGGAGUCGUGGAGGAGUUGGAGAUAAUGAUUAUAUUUUUGCAUUUCAACAUGUUGUGCUUCCAAUAGCUUCCAAGUUUUCUCCUGAUUUUACCAUCAUAUCGGCAGGAUUUGACGCUGCUCGUGGUGAUCCUUUAGGAUGCUGUGAUGUGACUCCAGCUGGUUAUGCACAGAUGACACACAUGUUGAGUACCCUCUCUGGUGGAAAGUUGCUAGUUAUACUUGAGGGCGGUUACAACCUCCGUUCAAUAUCAUCUUCUGCUACUGCAGUGAUUAAGGUACUGUUGGGUGAAAGUUCUGGGUAUGAACCGGAGAAUAUUGUUCCUUCUAAAUCUGGUCUGCAUACAGUGUUGGAAGUCCUGAAGAUUCAGAUGAAAUACUGGCCAACGCUAAGUUCAAGCUCUGAAAAGUUGCAGUCACAAUGGGGGAUGUAUUCUAUGGAGAACAAAAAAAAACAAGUUAAGAAGAGAAGGCUAUUUGAGCCACCCCUAUGGUGGAGGUGGGGAAGAAAACAGUUAUUGUACCAUAUCCUUACAGGGCAUUUCCAUCUAAAAUGAAAGAGUGGGUGUUGGAAAAUUUUGGGAUUUCAUCAUCCUCAUCCCCUUUUUUAUGCUGUAAUUUUUGUUCAUCCUAGUCAAGACACAAGAUACAUUUCGGAUAGGUUUUACCCAUGACUGAAUUGUUUUAAUGUUAUUGAUGAUGAUGUGCAUCUCUUUUGACCUA
Molecule: messenger RNA, 2081 nt
Organism: Theobroma umbraticum
Lineage: Eukaryota; Viridiplantae; Streptophyta; Magnoliopsida; Malvales; Malvaceae
Source: RefSeq, a predicted model, not a curated record